This is a messenger RNA of Sclerotinia borealis F-4128, 1260 nucleotides long. The record is from the annotation of a GenBank genome assembly. NCBI's taxonomy places the organism in Eukaryota, Fungi, Ascomycota, Leotiomycetes, Helotiales, Sclerotiniaceae.
AUGGAAGUCGCCAUUCAACGGUCGGAACUUGGAAGCGUUAAUAAUCUUUUCCUGGUCUCGGAGCCAGAAGCAGCUGCAGCUUACGUGCUAGCAAACAGUCCCACAAUUGAUUGGAUCAAGCCUGGCGAGACAUUCAUCCUUUUGGAUGCUGGUGGAGGAACAGUCGAUGUAACCACAUACAUGGUCAACAACGUGGACCCUCUCAAAUUGAAAAGAGAAGAGAUGGCGGCAAGGGAGGGUGAGAGAUCUGACAUAGAAACUAAUGGAAGAACCAUCGAAGGAAUCGUCGACCAACAAACUAUAAAGUUCGAAAAUGUGUUGAAAAGAACGAUAGAUGUGACAAAUGAGCUUAUGCCAUGCACUGCCAUCCACAUCGAUGGCAUUCGCGAGAGUCAAGAGAAGGGUUUCACAAAUAAUCGCGUUGUCAUAAAACGAACAUUUGAGAGGUGCCUAGAAGGAAUUAGGGGUUUGAUGCUCGAUCAGAUCACAUUAGCACAAGAGGCUGGAUUGGACGUGAAGUCCUUCACUCCGACACGCAUUGGAAAACGGUUGAGGAAAUUGAGAAAGCAAUCGGGGAUAUACAUUGAGCUUGAGAUCUUGGCCAACCCAAGUUCACUUGAAACUGCCAUGGCUAGCGGUGCUAUCUUGCGAGCAUUCGUCGAAGAAGACGACGAGCUUGAAAGAAUUAGCUUAUGCAGUUACAGGUUUCGAUUGCAGGAUGAAUUCAACCCCAAGGCGAUACCAGCGCAUAAAAACGUGAAACCGAAAUACGAUAGCAAUGAUGGUGUAGCAUAUGUGGAUGUAAUCGAGUGGGUAGUCAAAAUGGGAGAAAUAAUUCCCGCUGCAAAAGAGUAUCGCAUACCAGCUUAUCGCAUAUUCGCCGCAACAAGAAAGACCUUUAUUUAUGAGCAAGAGUUAUAUAUCUCAGACAAUAGUACUGAGUCAGAUUAUAAGCUCACACAUCCCAAGAAUAAAGGUUUAAACUUCAAAACACUUUUUGAGGCAAGACUGACCCAAUCCACAGGAGCUGAAAGGACAGGUACAAUUAAAUUAGACAUGGGCGAAUUGAUCAGAUCGGGUACCAUACAGCCGACAGAAGAAGAGGAAGGCAUCAAGGGAAAGAGACAUUAUCGAAUCGAUUUCGAGCUUGUCAUGAAAGUUAAAGGUCGGAAUUUGGAGAUUGAAGGAUAUGUCGCAGGGAAAUUGCUAGGGAGUACAGAGAUCAGUAUUGCAGCUGCAUUUGUACCCAGGACAAAAUAA